AUGCAGAGAAAAGGGCGCGGCGGCGAAUGCGUUAUUCAGUUUCGUGCGGGAAAGAUGAAUUUCAAAGAUGGUAAGGUCGAAGCGGAUCGCCGUAGAGGUACAUUGUCUUUUUUUAAGAUGCCAAACAAUGAUGUGAAAAUGACGUGGAUCUCAGGAACUGAUGAAGAACAGCAUGAUCUUCCCCGAGGAGAAGUGAAGUUCAGCCAGGUAGAGAAAUGUACCACGGGAAGGGUGUUCCUGCUUGACUUUGGUAAUAGGCGACCUCCUAUUUUCUAUUGGCUUCAGGAAAAAACAACCGAAAACGAUUCCACAUAUUUUUCCACAAUACAAGAACUAAUUGGUGGGGAUCUACGGCCGAGUGAUCGAAAAAGAGCUGAAUUUGAAGUUGUCCUUCAGGGUAUUCUUCGGAACAUGCGGAAUGGAUUGGAGCAAGAUGUAGAUUUGGCUGAUAUUAUUGGAUCAAAGAAGCUUCUUGAUGCAUUACAUGAGGAUCCAGCCUUUUUUAUGUAUAAACUGCAUCAGUUUCUUCCUGAGGGAACAGAUCCAACAGCAGAUAUAGUAGAACAGGUGAGAAAUCCACAAGUUUCUGCCGCUGCGGCAUCUUUAGGUUUGGCCCUUCGUGAUCCUCUGGGAUUUCUCGAAACCUGCUCGGCUUUUGGGAUUAAUGGAUCGAACCCGUGCGUUUUUGGAUUUCUUUCCGGAGUCAUGAAACUCUUUAAGAAAGGAGACGAUAAUAGUCAAUAA
This is a messenger RNA of Trypanosoma cruzi, 744 nucleotides long. RefSeq lists its product as uncharacterized. The transcript has a single exon. Lineage: Eukaryota; Euglenozoa; Kinetoplastea; Trypanosomatida; Trypanosomatidae. Gene Ontology annotation, biological process: ubiquitin-dependent protein catabolic process. The record is from RefSeq and is a predicted model, not a curated record. Gene Ontology annotation, cellular component: nucleus; cytoplasm; proteasome regulatory particle, lid subcomplex. Gene Ontology annotation, molecular function: proteasome binding; endopeptidase activator activity; ubiquitin binding. Bases 1 to 744 code for a protein of 247 amino acids.